UCUACAUCCUUCUUCCCCGCUCGCAACCAUCCACUCACUACCACCCCGAAUCAAUGGGAGCCGUUACCGCUUGCCUCGCCUGUCGCUCACUCAAGUCGAAAUGCUUGAGGGCCAAUGUCGAUGAGACCUGCAGGAGAUGCUCCAGGCUCGGCGUCGCCUGUGAGAGCAUCCCCCGAAGACUGGGCCGCAAAUUGGGAUCCAAAAACGUCCCGAAAGAUGGCGAUGGCAAGGACAAACGCUCACGCUCGCAUGACGACCGAUCUUCAUCCGAAGCUUCUUCCUACCGCCCAAGAAAAGAACGUCGCCUGUCCCACUGGCAGCGCGAAGAGUCUCCCGCCGAAGAUGGUUCCCCAGCGCCCGAAUCGCCCAAGUCUGACGACCGGCCCCCAUCGCCAUUUAGCAACAUGCUCAACAUCCUCUCCCGAGUGGCGAAUGAUAUGCCCAGAGAUAGCAAGCCUCUAGGCGCAGGUGAAAGUCCAAGCCUGCCGUUUGAUCGAGAAAGGUUUCUGGACUUGUACAGACAAGCCUCGGGCACGUUGGACCCUGACCCUUUCAUGGGUAUGGCUGUGCUGGAGCAAGGGCUCGACCAGCUGUUCGGAGGGCAAGAACAGGAUACGGAUAUCGAACAAGGGGAGGAAGGGAUCUAUGCGAGGAUCGACCAGCCCAGAAGAGACCUCGAGCCGCAUUUGGAUCCUGUCACCAACGGCCUUAUCACCGAGAGAGAAGCAAGAGACUUGUUGUCUGUCUACUGGUCGAGAUGCCAUCCCAUCACACGCAUCCUUGAUCCCGAAAUCCACACAAUGGACUACAUGCGCGCUACCUCGUGCGGUCUCUUUACCUCGGUCCUCCAAGUCGCCGCGCAGUGUUUGCCCGUGUCACAACACUCGGCUGGGAUCGUAGCGAAGCUUGAUAACCAUAUUGACACCCUCUACCAAAUCAUGUCCAGAAAAGGCAUGCAGUCGCUGGAGCUCUGUCAAUCGAUGCUGAUACACAACGCCUACAUCCGAGCAAAUAAGCAGCACCAGACUUGGCCCAACGUAUCCAUGUCAAUCGGCAUGGCCCUCGAAACUCGUCUCGAAAUCAACACUCUUCCCGCUUACAUGCUUGACGACCCCAUCUAUGCCCACAUAUCUCCUGAGAGGAAGAGGAGGAAUAUACAGAGAUUCUGGCUGGUCUUGACAGACUCUGACAGAAAGACGAGUUUCAUCAGAGGCCGACGACCGUUGUUGAGAGACAAUGUGAUCCCCUCCAUGCUCAAUCUCGAAAAGUGGUACCAAGAAGCAGAUGCUCUGCCUUGCGACGUCGUCAGCUGCUCCUCCUACGCUUUUCAAAACUCUGUGGCUACCUUACAACGCAAUAUACAACGCACCAUGGUCUCGCAGUCGGCAUUCACGUUCGAGAUGCACAUGAAGCGAGUGGACGAUACGCUGAAUGAAUGGCGCAAGACUUGGUACAACCGUCUCUCAAGAGAUGACCAGAUGCGAGCGGAACAUGACCUUCGUGCUACCCGUUUCGCCCUGCUCAUGACGCCUUACGAACACCGUCUCAACACGGGCGAGAUGAAGGAGAUUGAGCACGACGAGUGCCUCGUCGCGGGCCUCGACCUGUGUAAAGAUGCCAUCCCCUUUCUCGGCGGCGCAGUACAAAACAUCACCCCUGGCAGGCUGUACCUCAUCGGCUACGUCUCACUCUGUACCCUGCGCAUCAUGGACGCCACCUCCAAGAACGAGGGCGGCCAUACACCCGAUAUCAGCGUAUUUCACCUCUCCAUUCUCUCUGCCCUUUCCUCCCGCCUGCGGGAGAUUAAGGCGCAUCCCAACAUUGCUGUGAUUGGCUCAGUACUCGGCCGCAGACUGUUGUGUGCGUGCAGAAAGGUGGCAGCGAGCACACUGGGUGUGGCGAUGGACAUGCCAACGCCCAUACCGGAGGACGCCCUCAAUCUCUUGGGACAGGAUAUGCCUGGACCUGGGGCGACGGAUCUUUCAGGGAUCGUGAGGGGCGAUGUGCCCGAGUCGCUUGGAGGUAUCGGGUCUCUGGGACCAUUGGAUCUGGCGUUUAGUUUCGACUUUACGCAUCUGGGUGAUAUAAAUCCCUUCUUGGAGAAUGAUUUCAACGACUUUUCGUCGAUCCCUUUCGUACCAUUGCCUCCGGCGUACUAGGACACGUCUGCUGUCUGUUUUCUUGGGUCUUAGGGGUAAUUUUGUAACAAAAGAUUGUUGUUUAUCAUUGUUGUACAAAAUACGGAGAAUGAAUGAUCAAAAGAAAUU
Cryptococcus amylolentus CBS 6039 is the source of this 2267-nucleotide messenger RNA. RefSeq lists its product as hypothetical. The transcript is spliced from 10 exons. Gene Ontology annotation, biological process: regulation of DNA-templated transcription. Gene Ontology annotation, cellular component: nucleus. The record is from RefSeq and is a predicted model, not a curated record. NCBI's taxonomy places the organism in Eukaryota, Fungi, Basidiomycota, Tremellomycetes, Tremellales, Cryptococcaceae. Gene Ontology annotation, molecular function: zinc ion binding; DNA-binding transcription factor activity, RNA polymerase II-specific; transcription cis-regulatory region binding. The coding region runs from base 54 to 2159 and encodes 701 amino acids.